AUGUCCAAGCCAACACACCUCGAGCCGUCCGAGCUGGGCACCAAGGAAUACUGGGACAACCUCUACACAGCCGAAAUCUCCAACCACGCGCAUAACCCCGCCGACACCGGCACCGUCUGGUUCGACGACUCGGACGCCGAAGCCAAGGUCAUCGACUUCCUCUCCGACCCCGAGCUACAUCUCUCCACAGAAGAAUCCUCCUUCCUCGACCUCGGCACCGGCAACGGAUCUCUCCUCUUCGGCCUGCGCGAUGCCGGCUGGCAAGGACGUAUGCAAGGCGUAGACUACUCGCGCCAAAGCGUCGAGUUCGCGCGGCGCAUUGCGGAGUCGCGGUCACAAGACCCGGAUACCGAAAGCGAAAGGCCGGUCGAGUUCCGCGAGCACGACAUCCUUCAAACGCCGGCCUCUGCGCUCUUGGCUGAUGCGCAACAACCGCGGGGCUGGGACGUCGUACUGGAUAAGGGCACCUUCGAUGCGAUAUCGUUGUCGUCAGAGACGGACCCUGUGAGCGGGCGUCGUGUUAGUGAAUCCUAUAGAGCGCGGGUUGCGCCUCUCGUGCGCGACGAGGGCUUAUUUCUCGUCACGAGCUGCAACUGGACCGAAGAGGAGCUGAAGAGCUGGUUCGAGGGUGCUAGGAAGGAAGGAAAGGACGAUGGAGACGCGAGAGGGUGGCGCUUCGACCUAGUCGGUAGGGUCGAGUACCCUAGCUUUAGUUUUGGCGGCGUAAAGGGACAAACCAUUAGUAGUUUAUGCUUCAAGAAAGUUAGGGAUACUUAA
Messenger RNA from Daldinia decipiens, 777 nucleotides. RefSeq names its product S-adenosyl-L-methionine-dependent methyltransferase. The transcript has 2 exons. The coding region runs from base 1 to 777 and encodes 258 amino acids. Gene Ontology annotation, cellular component: cytoplasm. NCBI's taxonomy places the organism in Eukaryota, Fungi, Ascomycota, Sordariomycetes, Xylariales, Hypoxylaceae. Gene Ontology annotation, biological process: peptidyl-lysine dimethylation; peptidyl-lysine monomethylation. Gene Ontology annotation, molecular function: protein-lysine N-methyltransferase activity. The record is from RefSeq and is a predicted model, not a curated record.